ACCGAUAGCGCCCGCGCGGCUGCCUGCCAAUACUACGAGCACGAGCUGAAUAAAGCAGAUUAUAUACUCGCCUCAUUGUCCUCUUCUUUACACAGGAAAAUCGCCCUGGUUAUUAUACUUACCAGAGCGGGCUUGGAUCUCGACCCGACCGCUCUGAAAAGAUUAAGAAUCACCGUGCCGAAGCUGGGCCUGAUACCGUGGGUGGUGGAGGCCACGGUGGUGGCUGUGAUGACGAGAUACCUCUUGGAUUUGCCCUGGGUGUGGGGCUUCCUCCUCGGAUCUGUCAUAGCGGCUGUCUCACCGGCCGUCGUGGUACCCUGCCUUUUCAGGCUACGUGCCAAAGGCUACGGAGUCGCCAAGGGCAUUCCGACGCUGAUCAUUGCAGUGGCCGGGAUCGACGAUGCAGCAUCCGUGGCGGUUUACGGCAUCGUGAAGAGCGUCAUGUUUUCUCAGGAUGCGUUGUGGUACCAGAUCCUUCAGGGGCCCAUCGCGAUUAUCGGCGGUCUGGGAUUCGGCAUCAUGUGGGGUUGGUUGGCCAAGUACGUGCCGGAAAAGGGCGAUCCCUUCCUGGUGCCUCUAAGAGUGCUGAUGUUGCUCGGGGGUGGAUUGCUGGCGAUAUUCGGCAGCGAGGCAAUCGAGCUCGGUGGCGCCGGGCCGCUCGCGGUCGUGGCCGCAGCCUUCGUCAGCUGCUACUUUUGGCAGCAAGAGGGCUGGGAGGUGGACGACAAUCCAGUGGCCACGUCUUUCGAGAUCUUCUGGAUGAUAUUCGAACCGAUCUUAUUCGGUGUUACCGGCACGCAGAUCAAGAUCAGCGAGCUCGAAGGGAAAACCGUUUACCUCGGAUUAGCUUGCUUGGUUACCGGUAUCGUGAUCCGUAUCGUAGUGACGAUCCUGGUCGGGAUCGGUUCCAAGCUUAAUCUCAAGGAGAAGGUGUUCAUCGCCUUCGCGUGGAUGUCUAAGGCAACCGUGCAGGCGGCUCUGGGGCCCGUCACCCUCGACGAGGUCAACAAGGACGAUCAGCAACAGGUCGAGUAUGCCGAGACAUUACUGAUGAUGUGCGUGCUCUCGGUGCUCCUCACCGCGCCGACGGGUGCCAUCAUCAUCUCGCUCGGGGGUCCGAAGCUGCUGACGAAGACCACAGCGCCGGUCAGCCCGCCGGAAGCUUGGAAAACGCGCAGGCCGUCGAUCCGCGACAUCUCGAUCAUCAACGAGGACCCGGACCUCGAGGAGACCGCGGACGAGAGGAAGCCCUGACGAUCGCACUUAGUUCGCAUUCAAAGUUCACAAUCCGACAAGACCGAGUCUGCCAACGUCGUCCCCUGGCGUCUCGAGAGUGCCUGAGCGUACCUUUUAUUUUAGCUACCCGAGGCAUGACUUAACGUCCACAAGCUAUAUCUAUAUAUCGAUCGCUGAUGAGAUAUUAAGAUCGGCCAUGAUUAGGAUUAAUAUCUGAGGAUUAAAGUUGGCCGACUUAUAUUCAGGUGCUCGCGAUCGAAAGUGAAGUAACCGAAGUAGUGAUAUCCCGGCGAUGAUAUCACAACACUCGACAUUUUUAUACUGAACUAUGUGCGGAAGAGUGAUUUUACCGAGCCCGACGAUAAAUCGUCGACAUUAUAUAUAAUCGUUUUAUCAUUUUAAGUGGAAAACCGAUCCGAAUUUAAGCGAUCCACAUAAAAAUUUCUCGUAUGAAAAUGAAAAGCCAGUCGACGAUUGGCCACAUUUUGCAUAUCACAAA
Pogonomyrmex barbatus (red harvester ant) is the source of this 1735-nucleotide messenger RNA. RefSeq names its product Na[+]/H[+] hydrogen antiporter 1 (gene Nha1). Gene Ontology annotation, molecular function: antiporter activity. Gene Ontology annotation, biological process: proton transmembrane transport. NCBI's taxonomy places the organism in Eukaryota, Metazoa, Arthropoda, Insecta, Hymenoptera, Formicidae. Gene Ontology annotation, cellular component: membrane. The record is from RefSeq and is a predicted model, not a curated record.